UUAUUUUCAGAAAAUUAAAAAGGACAAAACCCUAAACCCUGCCGGAACCAUUUCCACCAAAAAAAAAUGAGAGGUCUCAAUGGAGCUAUAUCCGUCGCAAAGGCGCUAAAAGGCAACUCCACCGCCGUAACCACUCUCCUCCGGCCGCCGCGAUCAGCUCUAUAUAUCACAACAUGCUGGACUUCUUCCAACCCUCGGAAUCUCGUUGAUCGCUCCGACCUAUCAACUGCCCUAGCUAUUCGAAGUAACGCCGUAGGGUUCAGGUAUUACGGUUCUGUUACUGCCACGUCUCUUGCGCAGCAAGAUCUCAAAGCAACAGGCUCAGAACAAAAUCGCUUCAAUCCCAAAGAAGUUGUUCUCUUUCAGUAUGAAGCUUGUCCCUUCUGCAACAAGGUUAAAGCUUUUCUAGAUUAUUAUGAUAUUAAGUACAAAGUGGUGGAAGUUAAUCCGAUGAACAAGAAAGAGAUUAAAUGGUCUGAUUACAAAAAGGUGCCUAUUGUCACUGUUGAUGGUGAACAAUUGGUUGAUUCUUCAGACAUAAUUGAUAAAUUGGUCAAAAGGAUACAUCCAGAUUAUGACCUAAAUGCUGAUGAAGAGAAGAAGUGGCGUGGGUGGGUGGAUAAUCACUUGGUGCAUGUUUUGUCGCCAAACAUAUAUCGAACUGUUUCGGAAGCUCUUGAAUCAUUUGAUUAUAUCACCACUAAAGGCAAUUUCAGUUUAUAUGAGAGGUUAGUGGCAAAGUAUGGUGGGGCUGCUGCUAUGUAUUUUGUGUCGAAGAAAUUGAAGAAGAAACACAAUAUCACCGAUGAGCGUGAAGCGUUGUAUGGAGCUGCUGAACAAUGGGUUGAUGCUUUAAAGGGCCGAAAGUUUCUUGGUGAUUUGGAACCUAAUUUAGCAGAUCUUGCAGUCUUCGGUGUUCUAAGACCCAUCCGCCACCUCAAGUCCGGUCGAGAUAUGGUAGAGCACACAAGGAUUGGAAAAUGGUUUUCUGAGAUGGAGCAUGCAGUAAAACAGGCUUCCUGAAUGAGUGAGUAUACAUAGAUAGAAUAUUUCUAAGUGAGUUUCAACUUAUAGACAAGGAAAUAUGAGGAAACUUUAAUUGAAAUAAUUUGCUUCCACCAUGUUUGGUAAGUCUUUGUAAGCAAAACAAGUUUUGUUCUAUUAUUUAUCUUGUGGUUGUAUUGGGGAUGUGUAAAACCCACGUAUGUAUAAUCAUACUUAGGUAUAUAUUCAAUAAAAAGUCUUUCCACUAUA
Lathyrus oleraceus (garden pea) is the source of this 1254-nucleotide messenger RNA. RefSeq lists its product as uncharacterized. NCBI's taxonomy places the organism in Eukaryota, Viridiplantae, Streptophyta, Magnoliopsida, Fabales, Fabaceae. The record is from RefSeq and is a predicted model, not a curated record. Bases 67 to 1023 code for a protein of 318 amino acids. Gene Ontology annotation, molecular function: prostaglandin-E synthase activity. Gene Ontology annotation, cellular component: mitochondrion. The transcript has 6 exons.